Molecule: messenger RNA, 1653 nt
Organism: Macadamia integrifolia
Lineage: Eukaryota; Viridiplantae; Streptophyta; Magnoliopsida; Proteales; Proteaceae
Product: homeobox-leucine zipper protein HOX11-like
Exons: 4
Coding region: 63-1259 (398 amino acids)
Biological process (GO): regulation of DNA-templated transcription
Cellular component (GO): nucleus
Molecular function (GO): DNA-binding transcription factor activity, RNA polymerase II-specific; sequence-specific DNA binding
Source: RefSeq, a predicted model, not a curated record
CUUUCUCCUUUGAGCUGUUUUGGAGAAACAGAGAGAGAGAGAGAGAGAGAGAGAGAGAAAAGAUGGAGUUGGGUCUGAGCUUAGGUGAAGCUUCAAAGCCAUUUCCUCUUGUAGAGAAGGUAGCAGCAGCUUCAAGGAUGAACACCAGUCAAGGUUUGGGGUUUUGUAUGGGCUUAGGAGUCGUUGGGGUCAAUGGAAGGGAAGGAAACACAGAAGGUGAUGAAAGAGAAGGAAAUAGAGAUGGAGAAAGAGAAGAGAGGAGGGUUUCUGCAGAUCCUUCACCUGUUCAGCUUGAUCUUCUCCCUUCUGGUCCUGUUCCUCGUAACCCACCUUUGUCUACUGAGUUGGUGGUGUUUUCCUGGCCAACUGAAAAUGGUAAUUCUGAAGCUGGUUCUUCAGGCCAUUUGGGGGUGCCGCCGGCGAGAGGGUUCGACGUGAAUCGGUUGCCGUCGGCGGAGGAAGCCGAUGAUGGGGCUCAAGUUUCUUCUCCCAACAGUACUGUUUCGUCUUUCCAGAUGGAUUUCUCCAUGUUCAGAGGAGGUAGCAGCAGUAGCAAAAGAGACAACACAGAGCUCAACGCACUGGCUUCUAUGAACGAUGCCGAUACACCUGAAAGGACUUCAUCUAGAGCUAGCGACGAGGAAGAGAACGGCCUCACUAGGAAGAAACUCAGACUCUCUAAGGAACAAUCUGCCUUCCUGGAAGAAAGUUUCAAAGAACACAAUACUCUCAACCCUCCUCAAAUGCUGCAGAAACAAAAGCUUGCUCUUGCAAAACAACUUAAUCUUCGUCCUCGUCAAGUAGAAGUUUGGUUCCAGAACAGAAGAGCCAGGACGAAGCUGAAGCAAACAGAGGUAGACUGUGAGUAUCUCAAGAGGUACUGUGAGACACUUACGGAGGAGAACAGGAGACUACAGAAGGAGCUGCAAGAGCUCAGAGCCUUAAAGACUUCACACCCGUUUUACAUGCAACUUCCGGCGACUACCCUCACCAUGUGCCCAUCAUGCGAGCGAGUGGCCACUGCUUCCACAACCCUUCAUUCCUCAGCCGCCGCUUCUGCCAUCACCACCACCGCCUCAACCACCAAAACCAACAGCACCGCCACCGCCACUGCCACCACCACCACGACGACCACCGACGGUACUGCCACACCCACUCCCCUGACCCCAACUCCCAAAACUACCACAGCCUUAUCCCUUACAAAACCCAGGUUCUAUCCUUUCUCUCACGCUCACGCCCAUCCGUCCCCUGCUUCAUGAGCACCACCAACCAUCUAUCUAAUCAUCCAUCCAUACACAGGCUUUUUGAUGAUGUGGUUCUUAGCUUCUUAGGUUUUGAUGUGUAAAUACUUCGACUUGGUGACUUCUCUUGUGGAUUUUUCCUUUUUCUGAUUAGUUUUUAGUUAAUGGGUUUGUCUUAUUCCGGGGAUAGAUGAUGAAGCUGGGUAUUUUUUUGAUGCCUUCUUCGUUUUGGGUUUUUUUGGGGGAAAGAUUAGGUUUCAGUGACAGACACAGACAGAGAAAGAGAAGAACUCGAUCAACAUAUACAACGGUGCCCUCUUUAUUUUAUUUUUUUUAUUUUAAUCUUUCCUGUGUUCUGUAUUACAAGUUUGAACGGGAAAAAUUACAGGAAAUUCAUAUUAAUUUGUUUCCA